Molecule: messenger RNA, 597 nt
Organism: Anopheles moucheti
Lineage: Eukaryota; Metazoa; Arthropoda; Insecta; Diptera; Culicidae
Gene: Trs33
Product: trafficking protein particle complex subunit 6b
Exons: 3
Coding region: 56-520 (154 amino acids)
Biological process (GO): endoplasmic reticulum to Golgi vesicle-mediated transport; regulation of GTPase activity
Cellular component (GO): trans-Golgi network; cis-Golgi network; TRAPP complex
Source: RefSeq, a predicted model, not a curated record
AUUGUCGGAACUUUGUUGUACGUCCUCAGCUAGGCUGUGAAAAUACGCUAUUCCGAUGGCAGAGGAAGCGAUUUUUGAAUUCUUGCAUUCGGAAAUAGUAAACUAUACGCUAACGAAAGAAAACAGCAAGGAAAAUGAUCUUUCUACGCUAGAAUACAUUGGAUUUACUACCGGGUAUAGAAUAAUUGAACGGCUAACCCGCGAAUGGCCACGGUUCAAGGAUGAACUGGAUACGAUGAAGUUUAUUUGUACCGAUUUUUGGAGUUCUAUCUACCGGAAACAGAUCGACAACUUGCGUACUAAUCAUCAGGGGGUGUAUGUGCUGCAGGACAAUGCUUUUCGUUUUCUCACUCGACUCUCGUCUGGUUCACAGUAUCUAGAACAUGCUCCAAAGUUCGUUGCGUUCACCUGCGGUCUAGUGCGGGGUGGUUUGGCCAAUCUGGGCAUUACAAGCACGGUCACGGCGGAAGUACAGACCAUGCCUUCGUGUAAAUUUCACAUCCAAGUUAAUCGGACAUAAGACGGGCGAAAACGUUGAUUUAUUCCCGAUAUUCCUCUAUUGCAAAUGAAAUAAAACAACAAGUGCAAUGUCACUGA